This is a messenger RNA of Ictalurus furcatus (blue catfish), 2989 nucleotides long. RefSeq names its product ninjurin 1 (gene ninj1). Gene Ontology annotation, biological process: cell adhesion; tissue regeneration. Gene Ontology annotation, cellular component: membrane. NCBI's taxonomy places the organism in Eukaryota, Metazoa, Chordata, Actinopteri, Siluriformes, Ictaluridae. The transcript is spliced from 4 exons. The coding region runs from base 893 to 1246 and encodes 117 amino acids. The record is from RefSeq and is a predicted model, not a curated record.
AAAGUUCGAAUUAUGCCAAAGGAAAUGACAUCUGAUUGGUUUUUAUUCACGCUUUCACCCGGAGAGGUUCUGAUGUACACUUCUCCGUCCAUGAGCGGCAUGAUCUCGUUCUCUCUGACCACACUGACUGUCCACGCGUCCUUCACGCCAUUUCUGACAGGAAAACAACCUACAGAAGCCACAUCAUGCUGCAAUAAUGAGACACAACAGUCGCCAGAUCAAAAAAAAAACAAACAGCAACCCGUACUUAAGUUAUUCACAAGCUUUUCCUGUUAAAGUGGGCGGCCAUGUUGGUGUUUUUAACGUAAAUUACCCGAUUCUCUGUCAGCAUGUCUAAGCUCAUCAAGGUUUAAACAUCUCGCCACGUCACGUGGAUAAAAUACAUUAUUUUUAGGUUCCUCGGGUGACCUCGGAUGCAUGGAGGUUCCGAAUUCAAUCGUAUAGAAUAGAGCGACAUUUUUUAACUUUUUGUCACCCAAAACUGGGGGCGGGGGGGGGUGCAAACAUCGUGCGCUCAGAUGUAUAAGCACUACUUUUGAAGGAAGCGUCUUUAUAGCGUCGCAGCUGUGUGUUAGGAAGUUGGGGUGAGAGCGCAGGAUCAGCCGCAAUAAUCUGUAUCUCGUCCACAGCGAGUGUGAAAUAUGAGGAAGGAAACGCACUCUGGAUAUCCGUGACCUCCUGCUUCCACCCGUGUGGUGACGCAGCGGACCGUGAGCUCGCUUUCACUUCCUGUGUGGGAGAAACGCACGGCGUCGCGCGGCUGGAAUUUCACACUGAUCUCGAAACCCAGUAGAGUUUAAGUUAAAGAAACGGUUGAACAUUAAAAAGGGUUUUCGGUCGUCCGGAUGUUAAAUGUCACGUAAGGGCUCCGCAGCAGGGACGCAGGAGGAGGAUGUCGCCCCCUCUCAAUAUGAACCACUAUGCUAAUAAGAAGAGCGCGGCAGAGAGCAUGCUGGACGUAGCGCUGCUGAUGGCGAACGCGUCUCAGCUGAAGGCGGUGCUGGAGCAGGGGCCGAGCUUCACCUUCUACGCACCAAUCAUCACACUCAUCAGCAUCUCACUCAUCCUGCAGAUCAUCGUCGGAGUUUUGCUCAUCUUCAUCGUGAAGUGGAACCUGAACGACGAAAGUAAACACUACCAGCUGAACGUCCUGGAGAACGUCUCCACGGCCCUCGUGUUCAUCAUCGUCGUCGUGAACGUCUUCGUCACGGCGUUUGGCGUGCAGCGACCCAACACGGGCGCCUGAUCGACACGGAGAUCGCACGCGUCAGGUCCGAGGCAGUAAGAAGCGCCACUCGAGCGCCGCUCGGGUUCUGGGACCUACGGAGGACGUUUUCACCUUCACCUGCUCAUCGGACCUGCUGACCUUCUCCGUGACUCGCUGUAGGAGCCAGAGACGAACACAAACAGGACUCUGUAAAAAACAUCAUAUAUAUCUAUAUAUAUCUAUAUAUAAUAAUCCUAGGUCAAAUUUUGCCCUUCAAGUGACUGUGUUCACGUUUGUGUUAUAGACGUUUGGGAUUUAUUGCUACUUAAGACAAAUGAAACAAAUGCUGUUUGGGGUUUACAAAUUCACAAUUAUCUCCAAACUAACGGCGGGAAGCAAAACUAUUCCACGUCAUAUCACUGCCUCGAUGAAACGCACGCGUCAUAUUAUAUUCAUUUAGAUCAAAGCCGAACGACUGUGCGUCAUCGCACGUGGUGACAACGGGUCACGCGAUCGAUGGCGAUAUUAAUAGUAUCAGUGUAAAGAAUAACGGCAGAAUGAAGACACUGGCCCUUAUUCAUCAGAGCUGUGUAGAACGGGAGUACAGACCCGAGCGCGAGUCGCUACUCGGUCCUACGGUUAACGAGUCCGCGUUAACGGACCCCUUCCUUACGAGAAACACCCCAGUGUUACGGAGACGUUUCCGUGGUGAACGCGGUUCAUACAAUGAUUUCGUAUGAGAAGAGAAAGUAAUGAGUCCUGUCGGGUACUUCGAUUGGACACGAAACACGGCGUAAUUUGAUCACGUGUCAGGGGUCAGGGGUCAGGGAUCCGGUAAUGGGAUAGGAUUCAUCGGUGUGAAGAUCCGAAGAAAGAUAAGAGAUUUCAGCGAAGCUGCGUUAGAGCUUUCUGGAAUAUCUCAGCUGUACAGGAAUAACAGAUAUCCAUCCUGAACAGAUCACACUGACCUGAAUAAUAAUAAUAAUAAUAAUAAUAAUACACGCUUUGAUGAAUAAGAGCCGGAAUGUUCCGUGUUCACGAGUUUCCACUACGCACGUUGAUCUCUUUUAUAGCUAUUUUACAUCUUUUUUUUUUUUUAAUGCAUUUGAAUUAUUUAUCGGAAUCAAAAGGUGUAUAAUGUGUGUGUGUGUGUGUGUGUAAGAAAUAAUUUUAACAAAAAAAAAUCUAAUUUAUAAAAUUGUAAUGAGUCUAAUCCACGGUUUUAAGACGAGUCUGAUAUUUUUACUUCCGGCUUGGUUUUGUAUGUGUUUUUGCACUGAAUAUACCACGGAGCUUCCAGUUCAGCACGAGGUGUGUGUGUGUGAUGUAUCUGAUAUAAUCAAACAUCAGACACCGAACAGACCUAGGCCAAUCAACAUCUGAGCAUGCAGGGACUCGUAUGCCUUUAUUAAUGCACUUAUCACUUCCCCAAACUCCUUCCUGUUUAAAGAUGUUGCCUCGGUUGUCUUGCUAUCAGCUGCUAGCAGCAAAUACAAGUGAGGAGGAUUCAAGGCUGAAGUUAGAGCGCCAUCUGGUGGCCAGGAGCUCCAUUACACAUCACGGACAUGUAAAAACAUUCCGCUGCUUUCAUUUCAGAUCCGAUUCGGUUUUUUUUUAACCUGAAAUAGAUCGGUUUUAUUCGUGUGUAUGUCUGUAAUUUGUCAUUAUAAAGAAACUGAACCUGUAUGAUAUAUUACUUUAAUAUGAUUGUUUUAGCAUUUCUUCUCUUCUUUUUUUUUUUAUUAAAAGACAAAAAGAGGAAUAAAAAUAAAGAUGACGAAG